This is a messenger RNA of Cynara cardunculus var. scolymus (artichoke), 1629 nucleotides long. RefSeq names its product tyrosine decarboxylase 1-like. Lineage: Eukaryota; Viridiplantae; Streptophyta; Magnoliopsida; Asterales; Asteraceae. Bases 1 to 1524 code for a protein of 507 amino acids. The transcript has a single exon. Gene Ontology annotation, molecular function: pyridoxal phosphate binding; carboxy-lyase activity. Gene Ontology annotation, biological process: amino acid metabolic process. The record is from RefSeq and is a predicted model, not a curated record.
AUGGGUAGCUUGCCUGUUUUUUUGGAAAAGGGGACAUUGCCUGUUGCAACCCAUGAGUUCUUGAAUCCUCUAGACCAUGAGCAAUUUAGAAAGCAAGCCCAUUUGGUGGUUGAUUUCUUAGCAGAUUACUACUCAAAUAUCGAGAAAUAUCCUGUUUGUAGCCAAGUUAAACCUGGUUUUCUCACAGAAACUAUGCCCGAUUCACCACCAWYCCAACCUCAACCYSUUGAAGCUAUAUUGCAAGAKGUACAAAAGCAYAUAMUUCCAGGMAUAACCCAUUGGCAAAGYCCWRGUUUUUUUGSUUACUUCCMAUCYARUKKAAGCACUGCAWMCUUUCUUGGMGAAAUGCUACUYACRGGCUUURAYAYAGUAGGGUUUAACUGGUUGGCAUCUCCUGCUGCCACCGAGCUAGAGAUGGUUGUCAUGGAGUGGCUUUUGAAGCUUGUUCAACUUCCUAAAUCAUUCUCCUUUUCUAGCGAUGGUGGGGGUGUGAUGCAUGGCACUACAUGCGAGAGCUUCGUAUGCACAUUGGUUGCUGCUAGAGAAAAAAAGUUGAGCCAGAUUGGGAAUAAUAGGGGAGACACCUUAGGGAAGCUUGUAGUGUACUGCUCCGAUCAAACACACUGUUCUCUCCAAAAGGCGAGCCAAAUCGUUGGGAUCAGUCCGAACAAUGUCCGGGCUAUCCGCACAACCAGGUCCAUGAAUUUCCAGAUGUGCCCAGAUGCGUUGUUGAYGACUAUCGAAGAAGAUGUUAGAGCAGGGUUGGUGCCAUUGUAUUUAUGUCUCACAGUAGGAACGACACAAACAACAGCAGCUGACCCAAUUGGUAUCUUGUGUGAAGUUGCAAAGAAAUUCAAUCUAUGGUCUCAUGUUGACGCUGCUUACGCAGGAAAUGCAUGCAUAUUACCAGAAUUCCGUCAUUUUCUUGAUGGAAUAGAAGGUGCAAACUCCUUCAGUUUCAAUGCUCACAAAUGGUUGUUGACCUCUUUAGGUUGUUGUUGUCUUUGGGUUAAAGAUCGCACCGACCUUACAAAAUCUCUCUCGACUGAUCCUGAAUACUUGAAGAAUAAAGCAACUGAUACGAAGCAAGUGGUGGACUACAAAGACUGGCAGAUUACUCUGAGUCGACGGUUUCUGUCAAUGAAGUUAUGGAUGGUGAUGAAAAGCUAUGGAGUUUCAGGACUAAGAGAGUUCAUAAGAAGGCAUGUGAAUAUGGCCAAGCAUUUUGAAGCACUUGUGUGUGGAGACAAGAGAUUUGAAGUUGUAGUUCCUAGGAACUUUGCUACCGUGUGUUUUAGAAUUGCACCAUCGAGUGAAGGUAGCAACGAAGAAGACGUAAAUCAGUUGAACCGGAAGCUGUUGGAAUCGUUGAAUGGGACGGGGAGUGUUUACAUGACACACGCGGUGGUCGAAAAUAUUUACGUGAUUCGGGUGGCAAUUGGUGCAACGCUUACAGAAGAGAAACAUAUUAAUAAGUUGUGGGAUAUGGUGCAAGAACAUGCGAAUACUUUGCUUGCAUGCUAAUUAAGAAGUUGAGUCUCAUGCAACUAAAUUCCAAUUAAACCAUGUUUAAAGGGAAUAAGAUCGAUUGAUCAUUAUAUUCUUUCCAUAAUAAAUUCAAAAGUUUUU